GAAGAAGAAGAAGAAGAAACAGCGUCCUUCCUCCCCGCUGACAGUCCGCCAUGCUCACCCUGCUGCACCACUGUGGUCGUAGCAUACUGACAGUCAGGACAGUCCAGGCAGUGAACAAAAGUUACUACACAACGCAGAUGGGUAAGCGCGUGGCCGUGGUGUUGGCGGGCUGCGGGGUCUAUGAUGGCAGUGAGAUCCACGAGGCCUCCGCUGUUUUGGUCCACCUGAGCAGAGGAGGUGCAAGUGUAAAAAUGUUUGCCCCCAACAUUGAUCAGAUGCAUGUGGUGAAUCACCUGAAAGGAGAGCCAUCUGAGGAGAAGAGAAACGUGUUGGUGGAGAGUGCAAGACUGGCCCGUGGAGACAUCCAGGACCUGUCUAAACUCAGUGUCAAGGACCAUGACGCUAUUAUAUUCCCAGGUGGAUUUGGGGCAGCGAAGAACCUCUGUACAUGGGCAGUGCAGGGGAAGGACUGCUCUGUCAAUGACGAGGUUAAGGCCACGCUGCAGGCGUUCCACGGCGAGGGUAAACCAAUCGGCCUGUGCUGCAUCUCACCCGUCCUGGCUGCCAAGGUGUUUCCCGGCUGUGAGGUCACCGUCGGCCUCGAGAAGGAUGACAAGUACCCCGACACUACCGGCACUGCCGCGGCCAUCGGCCAGCUGGGCUGCAAGCACGUGAGCAAGAGUGUCGGCGAGAGCCACGUUGACGAGAAGAACAAGCUGGUCACCACCUCUGCCUUCAUGUGCAACGCCCCGAUACACGAGAUAUUCGACGGAAUCGGAGCGAUGGUGCAGGACGUGCUGAAACUUGCCUGAUUCUGCCGACACUCAAAAGAAAGAAAGGGGGGGAGCAAAGAAAAUGGCGGGAUGUGAUUUCAGUGAGCUUAACAGUAGCUGCCUGCUGGACUGAGAUAAAUAGAAAAUUAUGUUACAGCAACUCCUCGAUCAGAAUCACUUCCAGAUCCGCUUGUCGUGGUAAUGUGCACUAUAUGAUCUGAUUUAUUUAGCAAAAGUCUGUUUGACUCAGUCUUGCCGGGCUGUGUUCUGAUGCAGUGGAUCAGCCUCAUGAUGGCAAUGUUGAUCACAUUUUAGAAAAGCAACAGCUGGUGUGGUGUUGUAAAAAAAAAAAAAAAGCAAUAAAAUGUCCACUUUCCAGUU
Messenger RNA from Chelmon rostratus (copperband butterflyfish), 1154 nucleotides. RefSeq lists its product as uncharacterized. The transcript is spliced from 4 exons. Bases 51 to 812 code for a protein of 253 amino acids. Lineage: Eukaryota; Metazoa; Chordata; Actinopteri; Chaetodontiformes; Chaetodontidae. The record is from RefSeq and is a predicted model, not a curated record.